AGAAAGGUUGAAGUGCAGGAGCUGUUGUGUGUAUGAACACAGUGCUUCUCUCGCUCUACAGCAGGAAGGAUGCGGCUUUGUCGGUGUGUGUGGACUUUAUUUUUUUUAGGUCGACGAAAUUAAGCGGGAUAUAUUUUACAAGUGUUAUUAAAUUAAACAGAGAGAGGAGUAAUGAGGGUGUGAGGAGGAUAUUGAACGGAGAAGCUGGUUACCGUCAGUGGGAUGCACGCGCACACCGGUGGCUGCUCGCGACACUCUUGUAAACGGUUGAACAGAGCUCGUCUAAAGACUGAGGGUCCCAGCCAGCACUAAGACAGGCUGACGGCGUGUUUCACAGAAAACUGUAUGUUUCUGCACCUUUGAUCUGAUUACACAAGAAAGAUAAACUAAAGGACACAGACUGGAAAUAUGCCCAUCUUAAAGCAGCUCGUUUCAAGCUCAUCUCAGACUAAAAGACGUUCCCGCAUGGACCUCACCACGGAGAUGAUCAGCGCUCCCCUGGGUGACUUUCGUCACACCAUGCAUGUGGGCAGGAGUGGUGAUGCUUUUGGGGACACCUCCUUUCUUAGCACUCGCUCUGGAGAGCCCCCACAGGAUGCUACUUCCAAUCCUCGCUCUCCUAAGCUUGGCCUUCUAUCCAGAACCUUCAGGAGCAGCAAGCGUUCUCAGUCUGUUACUCGUGUGGACCACAGGGAGAGCACACUGCUACCCCCGAAUGGAUCACCCACAUUUGUAAAGAAUGCUUUGUCUCUGCCUUUCCUGAAUGAUAACGGCAGAGAAACCGGAGGUGACAGGCUCUUCAAAAGUGUAGCCUCCAGUCCCUUAAAGCAACAGUCCUCGAAUGGGGCAGCUGCCCACAGUCUUGAACAGGAGCUUCAUGAGAAGUCUUUUGGAGAGCUGACCGAUUUGCGGCCCUCUCCGAUGUAUAAUGGAGGAAGGUUGAAGCAUGCUGAAUCGGUGAUGUCUUUCCAUGUAGACCUGGGGCCCUCCAUGCUCGGAGAUAUCCUGGGGGUCAUGGAGAAGGAAGAUGAUGACCUUGGCUUUGAGGAGGGCAAAAACAGUGAAGGACGGGCUUCUCCACUUCUUAUCAACCAAGCAGUGGAAGUGGAGAUGGGAAUAAGGCCAGAGCUGGGGAAUGUGGAGGAAGAUGAGCAGGACAGCAAUCUGGACGUGGAACAUGCAGCUCCUGUUCGUGCCCCCAGUUCUGUAGACCUGGAAAUGCAGAGUGAGGUCAUGAGCACUCCUAAAACUCAUCCCAAACAUCUGCAGGACACGGACAGCUGCUCUAUGUCCAGCUCUGGAUCCCAGGCCCUGGAGGACAAAACAUUCUCCCAGCCUUAUCAGGGAGACACGGACAGUAACAACUACAGCUACAACCCAGGGGAGGAAGGAGCCUUCUCGUCCUUCUUGGAGGAUGAAGAUGAUGAGAUCCGUGUGUGAGACUCAAAAGUCUUUUGAAAGCUGUAAGGGAACUGAAGACAUCCAAGCAAUCGGAUCUCUAGAGAUUGCAUUAUUAAAGUUGAAAGUUUAUAACUACUUCUGAAUCUUUUAAGUCUAAAGAGCAAAACUAGAUUUCAAUAACUGGCUGCAUUGUCCCUACAGAUUGGAUUUAAAUGACACAAUGGCUCUGAUUCUUCUGUCCUAGCGGAGGGGACUCGUACCACUUUGAAAGCAGUGGGGCAUCAAAUCCUAACAAUGUCUGCCACACGGUACACCGAGUGCCUAGGUACUGCAGCUGUCUUUGUUUGGAUACAUAGGGUACAUAGAUGGACUUGGAUGAUCAUAAGGAGAAUUGUGAAGAUGAAAAUAACAUCUAAUGGCUUUCUCAAACCACCUGCCUUCCUUUAUUCUGUCUCUUGACGGUCCUAAUUGAAUGUAGGUGUGUAGGCUUGUGGGUACUGACUAAUGUUCAUUUUCACUACACUGUAAGCACUCUUCCUUAGCUUAAAGUCUAAAAGCAUACUGCUUAUGCUGGAAAUUCCAACAGGACCUGCAACGUCUCUGUUUAAACUUUGGCCUCUUCAGAGAUUAGGACAGGACUCACAGUAUUUACAGCAAGUAGCUCAUGUCUUGUUAAACACAAGCAGAUUGGAAAUCUUCCUGUUAUAAUGAUUUAAAAAAAAAAAAACAGAAACCAGAAUGUGUGCGGUGACAGGCAAAGUAGGGAAAACAGAACAUAAAACAGCCUUGUUGGUAUUUCUGUGCUACUUAUGUCGACAGCUGCAAAGCUUCAGAUUGGAGCUUUUCUGUUUAAAAAAAGAAUUUUGCAUACUGUUUGCCUGUGUGCUGCUUUCAUCUAACCACUUCCUUCCUUACCCAUCUGAUGAUAACUGUUUAGCUGUGCAACUUGCUAGUUUAAGCAGUGCAGUAAUACUGAUAGAUCUCAAUCAUGUUGAUCAUGAAACUGGUCCCUGAACCACGUGUGUGGUUUUGUCUUUGUACCUAGCAUUAUUGCUAAAAAAAGGUUUUUGUUUUUGUAUAUCAGGCAGGACUUCUGUGUAGGCUUUACUUCACUUGGGUGACGGACACCAUUAAGCAACAUGUACACUAACGUCUACUUAGAUUUUUCAAUUGGUCACAAAAAUUAUGUACUACACUGGUGAGUACCCGAGCCCUUCUUUGCUACACAAUGUCUGAUAAUAUACUUUUAGGCUGCUAAGUUGUGCAAAAUUCUUAUGGAGGAUUUGUUUAGUCACAGGAUUUUUAUUAACUGUAAACGGAAAAGAUAAAAGUGCCAAAUGUAAAUGACUCAGUUUGAAUAUUAUGUAAUAGGGGAUUUUACCAGUGCUCUGCCUGAAGUGACCUAUUUAAAUUACAGGCUUAAACCUAAUACUUAAUCAACUAAAAUGCUUAGCUUCACUGUAUUAUCUUAAACCACAAAAGAAUUGAAAACACAGAAGUUCCACAAUGUUUGCAUAACCAUCUGUGAAGCUGUAAAAGUGUAAGGUCAGAGAUUGGUUAGAAUCUGAUUCCCUAUAUAAAUAACACUGUUUAUUAUACUAGUGUUUCUUACUUUUGUACAGCUUGUGUCUUGAUUAGGCGGCCUUGUUUUGAAAAAGCAACAUAACAGCUCUAUUUUUCAAUAAAAGGAAGUUUUCAACAA
Messenger RNA from Trichomycterus rosablanca, 3103 nucleotides. RefSeq names its product CDC42 effector protein (Rho GTPase binding) 4a (gene cdc42ep4a). Gene Ontology annotation, molecular function: small GTPase binding. The transcript has 2 exons. Gene Ontology annotation, cellular component: membrane; cytoplasm. Lineage: Eukaryota; Metazoa; Chordata; Actinopteri; Siluriformes; Trichomycteridae. The record is from RefSeq and is a predicted model, not a curated record. Gene Ontology annotation, biological process: regulation of cell shape; positive regulation of pseudopodium assembly; positive regulation of actin filament polymerization. Bases 409 to 1440 code for a protein of 343 amino acids.